Messenger RNA from Chanos chanos (milkfish), 2616 nucleotides. It is a transcript of the gene pms2, whose product is annotated as PMS1 homolog 2, mismatch repair system component. Bases 1 to 2604 code for a protein of 867 amino acids. The record is from RefSeq and is a predicted model, not a curated record. Gene Ontology annotation, molecular function: ATP binding; ATP hydrolysis activity; ATP-dependent DNA damage sensor activity. Gene Ontology annotation, cellular component: MutLalpha complex. The transcript is spliced from 15 exons. Gene Ontology annotation, biological process: mismatch repair. NCBI's taxonomy places the organism in Eukaryota, Metazoa, Chordata, Actinopteri, Gonorynchiformes, Chanidae.
AUGACUGAGGAAUGCGCAGCGCCUGCUAGACCGAUCAAAGCGAUAGACAAACAGUCUGUUCAUCAGAUCUGCUCGGGUCAGGUUGUUCUGACUCUUGCCACAGCGGUGAAAGAACUCGUGGAGAAUAGUAUUGAUGCAGGUGCCACCAGUGUUGAUGUCAAACUGAAAGACUAUGGGACGGAGCAGGUCGAAGUUUCUGACAACGGAAAGGGAGUCGAGGAAUCAAACUUUGAGGGACUGACCUUAAAGCACCACACAUCUAAACUGAGGGAUUUCUCAGAUUUAAUCCACGUGGAGACGUUUGGUUUCCGUGGUGAAGCCCUCAGCUCGCUGUGUGCCCUCAGCGACCUUAGUGUGGUGACGUGCCACGAGACCGCGCAGGUGGGCACGCGGCUGGUGUUCGAUCACAAUGGUCACAUGACCCUGCGCGCGCCCCACCCACGACAGCAGGGCACCACGGUCACGCUCCAGCAGCUCUUCUCCACCUUACCUGUUCGACACAAAGAGUUCCAGCGGAACAUUAAAAAGGAAUAUGCCAGGAUGAUCCAUGUGCUGCAGUCUUACUGCAUCAUCUCUACUGGAGUUCGCAUUAUAUGCAGCAACCAGAUCGGACAAGGCAAACGCAGCACAGUGCUGUGCACCAACGGGGCCAACACCAUGAGAGAGAACAUUGGAGCGGUGUUUGGACCCAAACAGCUCCAGAGUUUGAUCCCAUUUCAACAGUUAUCGCCUACAGAAUCCAUUAAGGAGGAUUUUGGUCUUACUGAUGUUGAGUUACCGAAGGAUCUGUUCAUAAUCACUGGUUUUGUGUCACGGGGGGAUCACGGUGUCGGCAGAAGUGCAACUGACAGGCAGUUCUAUUUCAUAAAUAAAAGACCCUGCGAUCCGUCGAAGGUUUCGAAACUUGUUAAUGAAGUAUAUCACAUGUACAACAGGCAUCAGUAUCCAUUUGUUGCUUUGAACAUAACUGUUGCCUCAGAAUGCGUGGACGUGAACGUGACGCCCGAUAAGCGUCAGGUCUUCCUGCAGGAGGAGAAGCUCUUAUUGGCUAUUCUGAAGAGCUCACUAAUCGCCAUGUACGAAUCCGGUGUCAAUAAGAUCAGCCUCAAUCACACACCCCUACCAACAGUCAAUGUGUACCGACCCAGUGAUCCUGCCUCCAUUUCAGACCAUCGUGGGACAGCUUCAUGUUCAGAAGCGACCCCAGAGGUUGAUUCCGAGUCUCCAGUUUCUACCCCGAAAUCGUCUCUUAAUUUAGCUGGGUUAAAAGCAGCGUUCUCGCUUAAGACGUCUUCUGGACUUGCAUCAAGGACUUCGGACAGUAAAGCUGGUUGCAGCGGAUCGACACAAAAGAACCUGCAAUCCUUUUUCAGCUUCUCUGAGAAGAGUAAAGUAAUGAGACAUUCUCCAAAAUCCCCACUGAAAUCUACUCCAGUAGAGCCAUUCAAGGGUUCUCCAGUGAAGGUUUCUGGUUCCGAUGACGUCAAGAUUGAAAGCACUUCAGACAACGAUGUUGAUUCUGCUUUCUCUGAACCAACCUCCACCACAAAUACUCCAGAGUUUUUGUGUGGAAGUGGCGCUGAAUUGAACUCUCCUGAUCUUGCAGUAGAGGAGUCUGCUGUUAAAAAGGAGAUCACAAGUACACGUGAGCUUGUAGAUGAUUUCAAAGCAUGUGAGUCUUCAGAACAGGAGAUGGAAGAGCCACAGAACUCCUCUUAUGAGAGAAUCUCCAGUCCAGAGCCAAAGAGAGCCAGGCUAGAUGAAUCUCCCCCUGCACAGACCAGCGCACUGGUUCCCAAAGGAACCGGCCCUUCCUUUAGUGUGUUUGACGCUCCCGUUCACAUGACGAAGAAAAUCGUGACUUUUGAUUUUUCGAUGGACGACCUAGCUAGACGGAUGCAGAAACUCAAAACUCAGCAGGAGGGAAAGGGCGACCGAGAGCUGAUGUACAGACGCUUCAGGGCAAAGAUUCUCCCGGGGGAGAACCAGAGCGCGGAGGACGAGCUGAAGAAGGAGAUUAGCAAAGACAUGUUUAAGGAAAUGGAGAUUAUUGGGCAGUUUAACCUGGGUUUCAUCAUCACCAAACUGAAUUCAGACCUCUUCAUAAUCGACCAGCACGCCACCGAUGAGAAGUACAACUUUGAGAUGCUUCAGCAGCAUACCGCUCUACAAGGACAGAGGCUUAUAGCACCCCAGAAUCUCAGUCUCACGGCCAUAAGCGAGACUAUCCUCCUCGAAAACAUCGAAAUCUUCCGCAAAAAUGGCUUCGACUUCCUCAUCGACGAGGACGCUCCAGUCAUGGAGAGGGUCAAACUGGUGUCUGUACCCACCAGUAAGAACUGGACCUUUGGGCCCGGUGAUAUCGAGGAACUCGUUUUCAUGCUGAGCGACAGUCCAGGGGUGAUGUGUCGGCCUUCCCGUGUCAGGCAGAUGUUCGCCUCUCGAGCUUGCCGAAAAUCUGUGAUGAUAGGCACUGCCCUGAACACCAGCGAAAUGAAGAAGCUGGUGGUUCACAUGGGGGAAAUCGAGCAUCCGUGGAACUGCCCUCACGGUAGACCCACCAUGAGACACCUGGCCAAUCUGGACGUCAUCUCUCAGGACUGAUGUCUCCCAACA